UUACAAUAAAAAUGUUCUAUGAGCCAGAAACUUACCUAGUACCGACUAGAAGGAGAGCCACGAAUAAGUUAGCACAGAAUAAUGACAAGAUUAAGGCCAAGCUUAGGGAGAAUUUGGGUGGCAUGAAGAAAGAUAAGCUUGAUGUGGCGGAUAUAAAUGAUAGAAGGCCUAAUAAAUAUAUGACAAGAGAGCCUAAAGAUCACCUCAACCUUCACAAAAGUAUUUCUGGUGCACAGCCGAAGUUAAAACUAGCUAAGAAAUAUAAUGAAAAUGAUACGUUUGAUUACUCUGAUAUUAAUGUAUCAAGGAGGGUCAUCAGGAAAAUGGUCCAAUCUUCUCUUUUCGAUCAUAAACCUUAUGAGAAGGCCAAAUAUAUUGACAAGAUCUUGGUUGGAAAUAAGUUUUUAUCAAAAGUCGAUCCUAUAGUGAUGAAUGACCCUGCUAAGUCAGUUAGCUCAUUUAAUAUCACCAAACCAUUCCGGAGAUCAAGAUGAUUUAGAGGUAGUAAUGACUACCUAGGUUCCUCUAGAAGAAAGAUUUCCUUGUAUGGCAACAAAGUAAAUCAGAGCCUUGAUUCUCUUUCUUUUAAUAAUACACAAAGUCUGAAAGAUUUCAGAAGCUGUGCGCCUUAUGCUGGCUCUGCAACCAAGAAAGAUGCUUUUGACAUUAACACAAACCCUUACCACCAAGUAAGAAAUGAUAUUACCAAACAACUAAAUGCAUCGACUGACAACAUCCUGACUAAUUCUAUUCAAGGAAGGCGUCACCCAAGAAGAAUGGAGACUCGUCACCACAGACAUAACACUACGCUAAUUCUCUAA
This is a messenger RNA of Moneuplotes crassus, 821 nucleotides long. The record is from the annotation of a GenBank genome assembly. NCBI's taxonomy places the organism in Eukaryota, Ciliophora, Spirotrichea, Euplotida, Euplotidae.